UCGCGGCGGCGCGACGCCGGCGCUAGUUGCGUGCGCGCCUGGCCCCGCCCCUCGCCCUCCCCUUCCCCUCCCCCUCCGCGGGCCUCCCCCGCCCGCGCGGUACAGCUGGGCCGGUGACGCGCGUACUGCUGCUGUUGCCUCUGCUACGGCCGACGCGUUCCAUUCUCCUAAGCCGGCGACAUUCUCGUCCCCUGUCUCCCGCCUCCUCCUCCCGCAGCGCCGGCCAGCGCCAGCCAGACAAGGGCACACGGGGUCUCGCUUAGACCCAAGAGGGCUGCGGGGGCGCGCAGGCGGCGGAGUGGAUCCCGGCGCCGCGGAAGCUGCGAGCGUCCGCCUCCCGGAGGUCGCCGCGCCGUUCCGCGGGAUCUGAAGAAUAGGCCUGCUGCUGAGGCACCACAAACCAAGUCAUUGCACCUCGAGACAAAGUCUGCUCUGACUCCCAGGCUGCUUUCUUUUCCUUGUUUAUGGUGGCCUGAAGACCUCCAUGAAGUGCGUCAAAGUGUUUCCUGUUGGCUUGGCAAAAGGAAGAGCCCCCGUUUCCAUCACCCCAUUUGUUUUGCACUUGAUCAGAUCUUGGGCUUCAUGGUGGAAUCGGUCCCUUGGCCCAGGUAAUGCAUACACAAAGUACAACACUCAAGAAGAUGAAAAGGGAAUACAUACAGUGAAAAAUGAGCUUUCUUCCCUGUUAACCACUAGAUUCCCUCGCUGACAGCACUCGGUAGCUACCAGCUUCUUGUGCAUCAAUUCCAGAGAGAGACUUCCAGCGCAUACAGUUGAACUUGCUCUGAGUCCGGUGGCAAAGGCAAAGCCAGACUCUGGUGUAGCAGCUCUGAGUCAACAGCCAUCUCUCUCCUCCUCCUUGCUCGAGCCUCCGUGGCAGGCAGCAGGGCAGAGCCACAGUAGUUUCUGAAAGCUCUGCUGAGCCUGACAGAUCUCCAGGUGAAUCUACCCAGGGCUGACUUCAGUGUUCGUUCUUCUGGCUUUUAAAUUUUUUCUUUUUAAAAUAACUUGGACGGAUGAAAGAUGUGCCAUGGCAGGAUAGCACCAAAGAGCACCUCAUUGUUUGCUGUGGCCUCCGCAGGACAUGGAGUGUUCCUUCUGCUGGCGAUUCUUAGCACCCUCCUUGGAGACGGACUUGCCUCAGUGUGUUCCCUGCCCCCGGAGCCAGAGAAUGGUGGCUACAUCUGCCACCCCCGGCCCUGUAGAGACCCCCUGAACUCGGGCAGCGUCAUCGAGUACCUGUGUGCUGAAGGCUACAUGUUGAAGGGUGAUUACAAAUACCUGACGUGUAAGAAUGGCGAGUGGAAGCCAGCCAUGGAGAUCAGCUGCCAUCUCAACGAGGACAAAGGCGCCCACGCGUCGCUCGGGGUCCCCACGCUGUCCAUCGUGGCUUCCACUGCCAGCUCCGUGGCACUCAUUCUCCUCCUCGUGGUGCUGUUUGUGCUGCUGCAGCCAAAGCUGAAGUCUUUCCAUCACAGCAGGCGUGACCAGGGGGUGUCCGGGGACCAGGUCUCCAUCAUGGUGGAUGGAGUCCAGGUUGCGCUGCCGUCGUAUGAGGAGGCUGUGUACGGCAGUUCCGGUCACUGUGUGCCGCCCGCUGACCCCAGAGUGCAGAUUGUGCUGUCAGAAGGGUCUGGGCCCAGUGGGAGGAGCGGGCCAAGGGAGCAGCAGCUGCAGGACCAGGGGGCCUGCUCCUCCGCAGGCGGAGAGGAGGAGGCCCCGGGCCAGUCUGGACUGUGUGAAGCCCGGGGCUCUCGGGGCUCGGAGACUGUGAUGGUGCAUCAGGCGGCCCCCUCCUCCUGGGUGGCCGGCUCAGGGAACAGCCGAGUGGCACACAAAGAAGCUCCAGAUUCAGAGAACAGUGACAUACAAAGCCUCACGUCGGAGGACUACACAGAUGAUAUCCCACUGUUGAAAGAAGCAUGAGGGCUGCCGCUGGCUUCUCUCCUCUCUGCCCUUCCUCCCUCUCCCUGUGGGUUUGAGCACCGCGUACUCCAGCUGCCCUGCCCGGAUACCUGAGCUGCCACCUGUGUAUCUGUGUAUCUCUGUAUCUCUGAGGGCCUGCAGGCCCACCUUGGCUGGAAACUCAAGGAAGAUUCUCACCAUCUGCCUGCUGGACAGCUGGAGGAGCUGGCUUUUUGCCUGGCCCAGCCUUCCCGUCUGUGUCGGGGACAUCGUUGAAUGUGCUGGAUUGAACCCUUCCUUUCCCUGAGCCCUCCGGGUCCACUCCAGCGAGCGAGCGCUUGGGCGGCAGCCCCUGUGGGCCUGAGAGCGCUGCGUUUACUUGUGCCUUCCUCCCGCCCGUCCAGUGUCUCUGUCACGUGGGCCUGUUGCUGUCCUGCAAGCCUUCGUGGCGGCACUCUGCCACACAGGGGGCCGGGCCUGGGUCUGGCCUGUUUCCUUUGGGGGCUGGCACCGCUGCCCUUAGCAGGAACAGAUCCGAGAGUGGCUCGAAUUGGGGCAAGAGUGUGGCUCCCUUGGCCUACCCUUGGUUGACACUGGUGGCGCAUCGCUUGGCUGAGCAGGGAGGCUGUGUAAAGUCAUGCCAGACCUGUCCCAGCGCCCAGCUCUGUAGCUCAGAGGUGCCAGUGCCUGGCCCUGUCGAGUUUCCAAGAAGCAUCCAGAAGAUCCCAAGGGAGGGGAGGAUGGUGGCUGAUAAUGAUCGUCUUCCGCAUAUGCAAGUUCUCACUUCCUAUUUCAGCAUCUGGCCUUCCUGGCCUCGGUCUUUCCUCUUUCCCUGGAGCAUAGCGGGGAGUUGCAUGCGGCCUCCUGGGUUUGAUCCUGCGCAGCUCCAGCUUCCUUGCUGGCGGAGGCCUGAGGCGAAUCAUCCACGGGACGGGAGUGUUGCUGAGAUGCCAUGGGAUGCCCAUCUAUCUGGUCACUGGCAGUUGGGGCCAGUUGCCCUGUUCUGGGUUCAUGGUGAGGGAAGGGGGCCUGAGAGGCGCGACCGGCCAACCGUGUCCCCAGGUAGCUGCAGGCAGCUCUGCCCGGGUCCUGAGGGUCCUCCUCACCACAGUCACGUGCCUUAGUAACUGUGCCCAGGAAGUAUCCUGCUGCUUGCCUCGCUGCUGCUGCUUUUCGUCGUUCCGCCCUCCCCUGCGGCCCCUCCACUCGUCACAGCUGGCAGACGACUCCCUGGUCUUCCCGGCACCGGGAGGGCCCAGGACACAGUCGGCACACACCCCACGCCC
Molecule: messenger RNA, 3191 nt
Organism: Kogia breviceps (pygmy sperm whale)
Lineage: Eukaryota; Metazoa; Chordata; Mammalia; Artiodactyla; Physeteridae
Source: RefSeq, a predicted model, not a curated record